Xyrichtys novacula (pearly razorfish) is the source of this 3836-nucleotide messenger RNA. The record is from the annotation of a GenBank genome assembly. Lineage: Eukaryota; Metazoa; Chordata; Actinopteri; Labriformes; Labridae.
GUCUUCAUUCUGAAGAGUUGGACAGAGUGGAGACAAAUUGGUGUGUUAUUUUGUUAAUCAAUAGUUUAUCUUGGAGGUCAGUUAAGGUGUAGGGAAAUCUACUAAACCAUUGCACAAUGAGUGUUUUCCAUGUUUCUUUAUCAAGUGGUUUAGUCACAAAAAUCUAAGAGGAAGAAAGUGUUUUGAAUUUAAAACCAGUAAAGCUAUUCUGUGAGAUGAGAAGAAGACACCACUUCCUGUCAGUUCAAGUUAUUGCUACUGCUCCUGUAAUUGAAAACAGCUGCCAAAGAUGUUUGUUAAUAACUUUAUUUCAGAGCAAAAUCUGUUAUCAUCCUGAACCAGCACUUUCUUCCUUUGUGGUCAGAGGGACCACAGGCUUUUCAGCUCGUGUUUUCCCUGAAGCUCAGCUGAAAUGUGAGCUAACUCGACACUAGACAAAUAACAAGCAAAGUGUUUCCAAACAUGUGUCAGAGGUUAGUUAGGGUGAAGCAGACUCUUUUUUUACUUCUCCUCAAACAUCUUUAGCAUUGUAAUAUAUUGAACCCGUCUCUCUGUCUCACUAAUACAUACGACACAAACGCACCCGCCUUAAUGAGCUGAUGUAAGAACCUGCAAACAUCUGAAUUUCCUGCGUUACCCUUUUUCUGUCAAAGUUUCUAUUACAAAAAAAAAAAUAGGUACUGUGCAGAGCAAUCACAUGUCAGUCAGUCAGACAGCUCAGGUGAAGGCGUGAUGGGCGGAUGGUGAGGUGGAGGAGACGAGCUCAGAAACUGUCAGGCUUUAUGUUAAUAUGUCAGAAUUUCUGCUUAAUUUUUGUUGCACCACAGCGGCUCAGUGAGCUGAAAAUAAUCUGUUUUUGUGGUCAUUUUGGCAUGAAGGAGACUAAACUUAAAUUUCUUUAUAUUCUUAUUGUUUAUUUUCUGUCAUUUCAUUAAUUAUCUCUGUUCUUAGUCUUUUUCUUAAUUCCAGUUACAGGUUUUUACUUCUUUUACCUCUUUUUAAUAUGGUAAAGAGCUUUUACUGAUCUGUUCAUUUAGUAUUAUUUUCUUGUUUUAGUCCAUCAGGUUUUACUUUUUCUUUUCACCAUUUUUGUCGCUAUUUUUUUAUCUCCAGUGUUUCCCAGAGGUAGCUCUUUCCUCACGUGAUGCCUCGGUGUCAGGCCAUGUCUCUCUAACAAUAUAUCUUAAAUUCUUACACUGUGUGCGGUUGUGUGUGUGGAUGAGUGAGUGAGGGUGGGUGGGUCGGGUUUUAUUGUCAUUACUGUUGUUUUAAACUUUGUGAGGCACUUUGAAUUUCAUUUUUUGUAUGAAAAGUGCCAUAUAAAUAAAGUUGAAUUUGGAUUUAAACUGUUUGGCCCAACAUAAAAGACGCACAUGAAAAAAUCAUUUUAGAGGUGCACAGUGUGUAAUAUUUAACAACAUAUAGUAGAAAAAUCCUAACAGAAAUUUGAUAUAAGUAGGUUUAAGUUGUGUUUAAUCACCUGUGAUGUCAAAAUUCUGCUUUUGUUGACCUAAAUUUAGCAUUUUACCUUAAAUAAUUUUACCUUACCUUUUAUUUUAACAAUUAGCUUAUCUUAAAAAGCAUGCGUUAUGUUGUGGUCCUCUUUCGUUUCUUAUCAAUGUGGCCUGAAUGCAGUAAAAAUACAUACUUUUUUUUUUUUGUCUUUAUUUUGUGCAAUUUGAUAUUUCUUCACUUUUGUCCAUGCUGUUACAUGGUCUUCCUCACAUUCUUCUAAAUAUUCUCUAAAUGCAGAGAUACAUAUAAAUCAAAUUUUUCAUUUUGCUGGUCUCCAUUUUGUGCAAUUUGAUAUUUGAUAUUUUCUGUUUGAGCAACUUUAGUAGUUGUGGUCCUCAGUUCAUGUGCUCUGAAAUGCACUUUACUCAAUAAAAUAAGUGUAUUUAUGUCAGAGAUUUGAAUCCUUAAAGUUUAUUUUUUUUAUAAAAACUAAAUUUGCUUGGUAUGAAUUUUUUAAAAGUGGGUCGUGACUUAAAGACCAUGGGAAAAUGUGGGUCCCAGAGUGAGACCAGUUGAGAACCACUACACUAAAUAACACUAAAUAUUCCCAUUUCUACUAAAUGUCGCCUACUUCUAGCUAGCGAGCCAACUUUGAGAAGUCCUCUCUUAGUCUGUCUUCUGUGUUUGGGUCAAACUUUCACUCAUUUUCACAUUUAUCUUGACUCGGCGGCGCCCACUUGAAAAAGAUCGUACUGAAAACACGUUUCAUUGAGAUGAAAGCAGAGAAAUGAAUGACAUAAUUUACAUCCAUGCGGUGCUACGAAGAUAAGGUGAGGUGAGGCCUGUUUGAACAGGUGUGGAUUCUCACGCUCACUCCACCUCCUCAUCGCACACUUUUACAUGUAAACAUAACAGGAAGGUGGGAUAAAAGGACCUGAUCAAUAAGGAGACUGCAGGCUCUACCCUCUAUAAAAAGACCCUCAAACUGACAGUCCAGCACACAGGUCGUAUCGCUGAUUGCAUACAGGUGAGCUGACAGCAGUUGUGACUCUGAUCUCUCUCCUGCUCUUUCCUCCUUUUUUUAUUCAAUCUCAGGAAAGUUUUCUCUUCACACAGUCUAGGGGAAUCUUGUCAAGUUAUUUGCUCUCUCUUCUCUGCAGCUCGUGGUGUGAAGAUGAAGACCAUGCAGGUGAUUGCUUUGACUCUUCUCUGUGCUCUGGCAGCCAGCGCUCAGGUCCUGAGGUUUGGAAAAUGCCCCAAACCACCUGUGCAGGCCAACUUUGACUCCAGCAGGGUGAAUACUGAACUCUUCUUCCUAACUUAUUGACAACUGAGCAGCAUAAGAUUUGAAGAAUCCCAGUAACAGAUACAUGUCAAGUAUCCACCAGAUAUCUAAGUGUGAUUCUAUAUCACUUGUGUAGUACGUUGGUAAGUGGUACGAGAUCCAGAAGCUGCCAACACAGUUCCAGAAAGGCGAGUGCGGCACUGCCACCUACAGCCCAAAGGGUCCUGGAGUCGUCGGAGUCCUCAACAGAGAGCUGCUGUGAGUAAAAGCUUCCUGAAUCACUAAAUUAAGUACAAAUCUUUGGAAUAACAACUCCUCACUCCAUGAUUUAUGAUAGUUUUUUAAAAUAUACUUAGACCCGAUUCACAGUUUUAACCUUGAUGCUUUAAGUCUAUAUUGAAAGUCAUCUUCUGUGUUCACACCAUCACAGACUAAUGCAUGAAAAAGUAUUUAGGGACAACAUGAAAGUAAAAGACAGAUCAGUAUUUAUUAAAAGUAGAAUAGCUGAGAGGAGAUGCUCGGCUACAUGAUGAAAUUAUAAAAAAGUGUCAAUGUUUCAUGUCUCUAUUUUUAGUGAGGAUGGAACCAUUAAUUCUAUCGUGGGUCAGGCCAAGGUCAAGCACCCCUCUGAGCCUGCCAAGCUGGAGGUCUCCUUCACUGGCAGUAAGAAUUUACUUCAAAUACGAUCUGACAUUGAGGAAAACGCUCAAAUCUGCGGGCAGCGCUAACUCUUCCUCUCCUCUCCAGUUCCGUCUCCUCCCGGCCCCUACUGGGUGCUUUCCUCUGACUACGAGACCCACUCUGUGGUCUACGGCUGCACAGACUUCGGCCUGUUCCGUAUGGAGCUGGCCUGGAUCCUGAGCAGAGAGCCCACCAUGUCUGAGGAGACCCUGGAGAGGAUGCACGCCAUCCUGUCUACUGCCGACGUCAACGUGGAUAAGCUGGUCUCCACCUACCACGACGAGACUUACUGCGCCCCCAUGUUCGAGUAAGCGGAGAUACUUCCUGUUUCAGCCUACAGGACUGUGAGACAGGGACACCUAUCGCCCUGCUGAUACUGAAUGCAAAGUGCAAUAAACCUGUAGAAAGAAAUGCA